GAGUCAGUGUUGCCUUAUCAGCUACUUCUUCACAUUGGCUGAGAGAGCUCAGUGUACUGCAGCUAAAAAUGUGCUGUGAGAGGAAGGAGGGAGGGAUUAAGGGAGGAACAAAACUGGGACUCAAGUACAGAAAAGACAGACUUUCACAGUGCUGUUUCAUAUGAAAACCAGACAGAUUCUCUUUAAGAUGCUGUCAGUGAACUUCAGUCUGUUUGUCACUUUGUGUCUGCUCACAAUCAGAGGUGUCAGCUGUGAAGAUCUCAGUCCAGUCAAAGAUGAACAGUCCAGUUUAGAAGACAGCUCUGUUACUCUGUCCUACAGAUACAGCAAGAAAGCAACUGGUUCUGAUAACUUCUUCUGGUAUCGACAAGAUCCAGGAAAGCCACCAGAGUUCCUCACCUCUCACUCAGGAACAGGAACAAUAUUAAUGAGUCCAAAGUCUGGACUGUCUGUUACAGUGAGUGAGGAAAACACUCACAUGAAUGUUCAGAUCUCCUCUGCUGCAGUGACAGACUCUGCUCUGUACUACUGUGCUGUGAGGCCCACAGUGACAGCAAACCCACAGUCUCUGUACAAAAACACAAAGUGUAAAGGACAAGACAAAGUGAACCAGCCAACAGAGGAUGUCAUUGCUACUGAAGGAGACUCAGUUACACUUGGAUGUACAUUUGAGACAAGUGACAGAAAUCCAUAUCUCUACUGGUACAAACAGGAAGCAAACGGUUAUCCAAAGUACAUGCUGAAAUGUUUCUCUAAAACAGUCGAUCAUGCUCCAGAGUUUGAAAAGGACAGAUUUAAUGCUACAAUUGAGAACAAGUCGGUUCCUCUGAAGAUCCAGAAGCUUCAGCUGUCUGACUCUGCUGUUAUGAGUCUCCUCCUACUGACUGCAGAGGUGCUUCAUGGCAGAAAACUGUUUGAUUCCAGCUGUGAACAUCAGACCAAACACAACUCACAGAACUUACUCAUACUGAACAUUCAGUUCCAGCCUUUCACCUCAGUGAACAUGGAAAAACUCUCUGCAGUUUUGUUCUGUUUAGUCCUCGUAGGUAACACCUUGGAAGAUCAAAUUACUGCCAACAGAGCUGAAGUGACUUCAUCAGAGGGCCUGAGUGUCACUCUGUCCUGUAACUAUUCAGUUAAAGCUGAGAAUCUCCAGUGGUAUCGACAGGAUGCUGGAUCAGCUCUUCAGUUCCUUCUCCUGAUUACUGAUGCAAAAGAGCCUUCAGUGGUGGAAGCAACACCUCCACACCCUGGACUGACUGUGAACCUGAAUGAGGAGAGAAAUCGAGUGGAUCUGCAGAUCUCCUCUGCUGCAGUGACAGACUCUGCUGUGUACUACUGUGCUCUGAGGCCCACAGUGACAGGAAACACCAAAACUCUGUACAAAAACCUUUGGAGCAAAGACAACAGAAUACUCCACAACAUCCACUAGAGGGAGUCACACACUGUUACACUGCAGUGGGAUGUGAUGACUUCAUUUUCAUUCACUUAAUCAGCCAGUCUCAUUGAGAUUAGGUUCUCUUUUCCAAGAAAGAGAAACAAAAUUUCAAAACAAGUACAUUCAUAAGAAAACACAGAACAGCAAGGAGUCAAUUCAAACAAUAACUCAUAUCAAGAAACAUAUCAGAGAUUUCAAAACAGCCAAGGGGAAUGCAAGACUCUAGUCUGUUUGUAGUUUGUAGUUCAUUCCCAUUGAAAUGGGUGUAAUAUGUGGACACAAGUCUGCCAAAACUGCAAACAUAAGGGAUAUCUAGAGUUAAGUAGUGACUGGAGUGUGUAUUGUAGUUAUCAGUUUUAAAUGACAGAUGUGAGGUAGUUUGGAAGCUUUGACAGUCGGGCUUGAACAGCAUAAGAUGAGUGUUUCUUCUUGGCUGUCAUGAUGACCAACCUACCGACUGAUACAUGGAGCAGUGAUGAGUGUGAAAUCUGUCAUUUGUGAUAAAGCGUAGUGCACUGUGGCCUACGUGGUUUAACUGUUGAUGAGGAUGUGUGACGUGUGAAUAUCACCACCGUGAAGAACAGACAUGAAGGUUCACUGCACAAUGGGUUUGCAGCUGGAAGAAGACAGACAUCCUUUAAUUCUGUACAGAAAACCAGGUUGGACUUUUAAUGUUUGUGUCAAUUGCAGAAUCUGAAUUUUGGAGGAUAAUCUGCUGUCAAGCCAAAUGCCUGGAUAUUAAUAUGACUCUGCAGCAGCAAUAUGGGGGCCAUCUGGAGGUUUAAUGGUUGGGUAAUCAGAGUCGAUGGCAGACAUUGAGAAUAUAAUCAGCUGGUCUUCUCAGCAUUUUAAACCACUCUGUGAUGGGGCAUGAUAACUGAAACUCAUUGAAGACAGACUGGAGACGGGUCAGGGACUGGGCUGGGAUGGAUCCAGGGCCAUAUAACAUUGUGUCGUCAGCAAAGACGUGGACAUUGAAGUAUUCAAUGUAUCAGGAACAAUUAUAUUAUUUAUAUAUGACGUAACCAGCACUGGCCCAGGGACAGACCACUGUGGCAACCCAUUGCUGACUUUAUGGCUGCUUGAUUGGUUAUCAUCAGCAGCAACAGUCUGACUUUUCUCUGUGAGGUAAGAAUGGAACCAACUAAUGGUGAGAUUAUCGAGACCUAUGGAUUGCAGUUUUGGGAGUAAGAAUUUGUGAUCAUACAGUAUGAAAAGCUUCAGAGAGGUCAAUAAAGAGAGCAGCGCAGAACAGUUUUUUAUCCAGGUAGAACAUAAUGUUGUCAGUGAAGGAGGCUGCUGCUGUUAUUGUGCUAUGACCAGGGCAAAAAGCAGACUGCUGUGGCUGAAGUCUGUUUAGCGGGUCAAUACAGGAGCCUAGUUGUUGAUUAACCAGUGAUUGCAGUAACUCUGCAACUUCAUUCAGUUCUAUCACCAAGUAUGACAGUCUUAAAUGAUCCAUUUCUAUUGGAAGUCGACUGAUGACAGAUCACAACAUUUCACUCUACAUAAACUGGUUCACAUCACAGACUUUGGUUUUGACUUUGUUUGUAUUAUCAUUGUUCUCUCAGGCUGUGAUUUACUGUGGUGCACCACAGGGUUCAGUCUGAGGUCCUCUCAUUUUCUGUUUAUAUGUUACAUUAAGAUCAAUUUAUUUUGGAACACAACAUCAGUUUCCACUGUUUUAUUGAUAUUGUGGAGGCUGGUGAAUUACAUACAAAGUGCUGGAGUUUAACACCUUUAUACAACUGAGGGAGUCUGGAACUGAGAUCAUUUACUAAGUAAAUGAAUUAAAUGUUUACUUUCAAUAGAGAAAAUAUGUCAAGCAGCAAGCAUGACACAUGAAGUAGUUUACAGAAAGUAAAAUUCAUGUAUGAUAGACCAUGGAACUACAGACAGGAGAAUUUUACAGAGACAAACAAUCUUCCUCUGAAGAUAAUUUAUGUGUGUAAAGGACUGUGCAGUGUGAUUUAACUCAUUCAGGACCUUCACAUGUGAGUCAGUGUUGCCUUAUCAGCUACUUCUUCACAUUGGCUGAGAGAGCUCAGUGUACUGCAGCUAAAAAUGUGCUGUGAGAGGAAGGAGGGAGGGAUUAAGGGAGGAACAAAACUGGGACUCAAGUACAGAAAAGACAGACUUUCACAGUGCUGUUUCAUAUGAAAACCAGACAGAUUCUCUUUAAGAUGCUGUCAGUGAACUUCAGUCUGUUUGUCACUUUGUGUCUGCUCACAAUCAGAGGUGUCAGCUGUGAAGAUCUCAGUCCAGUCAAAGAUGAACAGUCCAGUUUAGAAGACAGCUCUGUUACUCUGUCCUACAGAUACAGCAAGAAAGCUGCAGCUGAUGAUUACUUCUUCUGGUAUCGACAAGAUCCAGGAAAGCC
Messenger RNA from Scatophagus argus, 3818 nucleotides. RefSeq lists its product as uncharacterized. The transcript has 6 exons. The record is from RefSeq and is a predicted model, not a curated record. Lineage: Eukaryota; Metazoa; Chordata; Actinopteri; Scatophagidae. Bases 161 to 1432 code for a protein of 423 amino acids.